AUGGGUCCCAUAAAAUAGUUAUAAGCUUUUGUAUGUGCCUAGACAUUUUGGCCAUAGUUCAUGAUUAGAUGGUUUUAGGCUGAAAAAGGUCCUUUUACCAUCUUCUUUUAUUGUCCUUUAGCAAAAUGGGGAAUAUCAAUCGCUAAUAUUAAUGACAUGAUGAAAAAGCCUGUUGACUCAAUAAACCCGGUUUAAUAAUCAGUUAUUACAUUGACAGGAACCCUUAUUGCUAGAUGGUGCUGGGUUUUAUCACCAAGAUAAUAUAUGUUAAUGAUAUGCAACUCGGUGAUGGCAUGUACAGGAAUCAUUCAAUUAUGGAGAAAACAUUAAGCUGGUCUCUUAUUUUGAAAUAUUUUAUGCAUGUUUCGAAUAUAUAAAUUAUCAAUCAAUCGUU
This is a messenger RNA of Paramecium tetraurelia, 394 nucleotides long. RefSeq lists its product as uncharacterized. The record is from RefSeq and is a predicted model, not a curated record. Gene Ontology annotation, biological process: pyruvate import into mitochondria. The transcript is spliced from 3 exons. NCBI's taxonomy places the organism in Eukaryota, Ciliophora, Oligohymenophorea, Peniculida, Parameciidae. Gene Ontology annotation, cellular component: mitochondrial inner membrane.